CGAACUUCAUGUUACAAGCUCUAUCUUAAAUAAACAUAAACAAAUAUGAAAGAAACGGUGUACAGAGUUUUUAUGAGUUGUUUUUUAAAGAGAGAGACAGAAAAGCGCCAACCAUGGUUGUUGUUGAUUAAGAAAACGCAAACAGUUUCUGAUUCACUGGAAUUCAUUUCCAGAUUCAGAUAUGGAGAUUCCAUUAAUCUGUAGUAGAAUUCAUCAUCAUCAUAAUACACCAUCAAAUUUCAUUGAGUUAUCCUCUGUUUCUUCAAGAUGUCCCGUUUUUCAGUUCAAAAAUCAAAUAAUAAGAAAAACAAGUUUUAGGGUUUCAGUUUCAUCUUGUAUAAAGGCUUCAUCAAAAGGAGGAAGUAGUAGUAACGAAGGGAUUGAUAGUGGAAUUUCAACUAGUCCUGUUAUGGAGGUAACAACUUUUAAUGAUAGUUUUGCUGCUGAUACUAAAGAUCUUCCUGUUUGGGAUAAAUUAGGAGCUGUUGUUAGACUCACUUAUGGAAUUGGGAUAUAUGGAGUAAUGGCAUUAACAGGAAGGUUCAUAUGUUCCAUGUCUGGAAUCGAUUCCAUGGGAGGGUUCGAUCCAUCAUUAGAUGCUGUUUUAGAAGGACUUGGGUAUGCAGCUCCACCAAUUAUGGCUCUUCUCUUCAUAUUAGAUGAUGAAGUUGUGAAGUUAUCACCUCCUGCACGUGCCAUCAGAGAUGUGGAAGACGAGGAGCUCAGGAGCUUCUUUUAUGGGAUGUCACCAUGGCAGUUCAUACUCAUUGUAACUGCUAGUUCCAUAGGAGAGGAGCUUUUCUAUCGAGCAGCAGUUCAGGGGGGAUUAGCUGACAUUUUUUUAAGAGGAGGCACCGAAUUGAUGAAGGAUGCUCGAGGAAUUGCAGCUCUGACGGGUGUUUUACCGCCAUUUGUCCCUUUCGCUCAAGCAUUUGCAGCUGUGAUCACAGCUGCUCUUACAGGGUCACUAUAUUAUGUAGCUGCCUCUCCAAAAGAUCCUACAUAUGUGGUAGCUCCAGUCUUACCAUCUCGCUCUAGCCGUAACGAUCUUAAAAAGCUCUUUGCAGCUUGGUACGAGAAAAGGCAAAUGAGGAAGAUUUACUCACCCCUGUUGGAGGGAAUUUUAGCACUUUACCUUGGCUUUGAAUGGAUUCAAACAAAUAACAUACUCAGCCCCAUGAUAACACAUGGGAUAUACUCGGGCGUUAUAUUGGGACACGGUUUGUGGAAAAUUCACGACCACAAACGAAGAUUACAUCAGCGGAUAGAACAACUUAGAUCAGAAGUUAGGUCUUCAAAUAAGCUAUAAAAAACCAUGGAAAGUGAUUGCCUACUGAAGAAUCUUGAACGAGUAACUGGGACUGAACGAAAUUGUGUAUGUUACUUGGUGGAGUCUAAUGAAGACCGAAGAUGAGAAUGACAUAUAGUAGAUUUAGUUGAAGAAUGUUUACCAAGAAUAAUAGCUGCUUUGUAUAUGAUGAAUAUAUUUGAUCUGUAUAUUUGGUUCCUACUAUAGUGUAACUUUCCAUGUCAAGCAGACUCCUUUCUUAAUCA
Papaver somniferum (opium poppy) is the source of this 1554-nucleotide messenger RNA. RefSeq lists its product as uncharacterized. Gene Ontology annotation, biological process: CAAX-box protein processing. The transcript has 9 exons. The record is from RefSeq and is a predicted model, not a curated record. Gene Ontology annotation, cellular component: membrane. Bases 182 to 1309 code for a protein of 375 amino acids. Gene Ontology annotation, molecular function: metalloendopeptidase activity. Lineage: Eukaryota; Viridiplantae; Streptophyta; Magnoliopsida; Ranunculales; Papaveraceae.